Hippopotamus amphibius kiboko is the source of this 2091-nucleotide messenger RNA. It is a transcript of the gene ZKSCAN8, whose product is annotated as zinc finger with KRAB and SCAN domains 8. Gene Ontology annotation, biological process: regulation of transcription by RNA polymerase II. The coding region runs from base 278 to 2014 and encodes 578 amino acids. The transcript is spliced from 6 exons. Gene Ontology annotation, molecular function: RNA polymerase II transcription regulatory region sequence-specific DNA binding; DNA-binding transcription factor activity, RNA polymerase II-specific. Gene Ontology annotation, cellular component: nucleus. NCBI's taxonomy places the organism in Eukaryota, Metazoa, Chordata, Mammalia, Artiodactyla, Hippopotamidae. The record is from RefSeq and is a predicted model, not a curated record.
CGGAAGUGGCUUGGGGCAAGAUGCGUGUUGGCCGGUGUUGUGCCUCCGCACGCUUGGAAGUUAGGGGCUGGAGGGGCCUGGUCCGGUUACAGCUGUCGCUCCUUUUUAUACCAGCCCUUUCUCCAGGUCUGUCCACCCUUUGCAGCCUCCCUUCCCCACCCCGGGCCGCCGCUGGAACUCACGAAGUACCCUUAAAGAAGAGGCCCUCAGAAGGUUUCUCUCAUAAGAAGAUAAAGAAAGUAGUGGAAACGAGUGUCCUGAGCUUUUCUGGCCCUAAAUGGCUGCAGAAUCAAGGAAGUCUUUAGCCCCAUCCCCACCAGACCAGGCUCCUGAAGAGGACCUUGUAAUCGUCAAGGUAGAGGAAGAUCAUGGUUGGGACCAGGAAUCAAGUCUACAUGAAAAUAACCCUCCUGGCCAAGAGCUAUUCCGCCUGCGCUUCAGGAAGUUAUGCUACCAAGAGACACUAGGACCCCGAGAAGCUCUGAUCCAACUCCGGGCACUUUGCCAUCAGUGGCUGAGGCCAGAUUUGAACACCAAGGAGCAGAUCUUGGAGCUGCUAGUGCUGGAGCAGUUCUUGACCAUUCUGCCUGAGGAGCUCCAGACUCUGGUUAAGGAACAUCAGCUAGAGAAUGGAGAGGAGGUGGUGACCCUAUUGGAGGAUUUGGAAAGGCAGAUUGAUAUACUAGGACGGCCAGUCCCGGCUCGUGCACAUGGACAUAGGGUACUCUGGGAGGAGGUGGUGCAUUCCACAUCUGCACCAGAGCCUCCAGAUACUCAGUGCCAACCUAUGGCAACCCAGCACAAAUCUCCAGUGCUCCAAGGGCCACAAGACCGAGCCAUAUCUGCUUCACAGAGUCCUGCCUCUUCCCAGAAAGGAAGUCCUCGAGACCAGGAAAUGACAGCUACACUUCUUACAGCAGGGUUCCAGACUUUGGAGAAGAUUGAGGACAUGGCUGUGUCCCUGAUUCGAGAGGAGUGGCUUCUUGAUUCAUCACAGAAGGAUCUGAGUAGAGAUAACAGGCCAGAGAAUUACAGAAACAUGUUCUCCCUGGGUGGUGAGACCAGGAAUGAGAACAGGGAAUUAACUUCAAAACAGGUAAUAUCUACUGGAAUCCAACCACAUGGAGAGACAGCUGCCAGAUGCAACGGGGAUGUUAUCGGGGGUCUUGAGCAUGGAGAAGCCCGAGACCUUCUGGGCACGUUAGAGAGGCAGCGGGGAAAUGCCACCCAAGAGAGACGACAUAAAUGUGAUGAAUGUGGGAAGAGCUUUGCUCAGAGUUCAGGCCUUGUUCGCCACUGGAGAAUCCACACUGGGGAGAAACCCUAUCAGUGUAAUGUGUGUGGUAAAGCCUUCAGUUACAGGUCAGCCCUUCUUUCCCAUCAGGAUAUCCACAACAAAGUAAAACGCUACCACUGUAAGGAGUGUGGUAAAGCCUUCAGUCAAAACACAGGCCUGAUCCUGCACCAGAGAAUCCAUACUGGGGAGAAGCCGUAUCAGUGCAAUCAGUGUGGGAAGGCUUUCAGUCAGAGUGCGGGCCUUAUUCUGCACCAGAGAAUCCACAGUGGGGAGAGACCCUAUGAAUGUAAUGAAUGUGGGAAAGCUUUCAGUCAUAGCUCACACCUCAUUGGACAUCAGAGAAUCCACACUGGGGAGAAGCCCUAUGAGUGUGAUGAGUGUGGGAAAACCUUCAGGCGGAGCUCACAUCUUAUUGGCCAUCAGAGAAGCCACACAGGGGAGAAACCAUACAAAUGCAAUGAGUGUGGGAGGGCCUUCAGUCAAAAGUCAGGCCUUAUUGAACAUCAGAGAAUCCAUACUGGAGAAAGACCCUAUAAAUGUAAAGAAUGUGGGAAAGCUUUCAAUGGGAACACUGGCCUCAUUCAGCAUCUGAGAAUUCACACAGGGGAGAAGCCCUAUCAAUGUAAUGAGUGUGGGAAAGCCUUUAUUCAGAGGUCAAGUCUCAUUCGACAUCAGAGAAUCCACAGUGGAGAAAAAUCUGAAUCCACAGGAGUUUAGGAAAAAACUUCAGUCAUAGAUUGGGCAUUAUUCAACAUUAGAGGAACCACGUGCUGGUGAGAGGUCUUUCAGUGUAA